AAUGUCAAACAUAGUACAAGAUCUUGUAGUGCAUUCCCCCACAGAGUCUCAGUCAGCAGCUAAACCUCUGUACAGUCCAUCAAAUUCCUCCAAACGUUCCCAAAAAUAAAAAUAAAAUAAGAAAGUAAAAAUGUGUGCAAUCCCCAGUGAAAAAAUUUCGUUAAAACCCGUGAAAAUGUUCACCCCUGAAAUAUCCUGGAACUAGUGGAAGUGAAACCCUCGAGGACUCGAUGCAAAUGUACCACAACCCAAAGAAAACUCAAAAAAAACUUUAACACUGACAAAUUGAACAUUAAAAAUGUAAAUCGUACAUUGAACACAUGAGGAAUGAAUUUAUCGUGUGAAUAUACCGAAAACCCACGUGUCUUCUGUCACUCAUUAAUGCAGAGGAUUAUAAACUGAAAGAUGAUGAGUGUGCGUUUGUAUAUGAUAUCGUGAUAUAUCGGUGUUCUGAGAAAGAUGGCCGACGGUGAUAGGACGGGUUUCUACCCGUGCUCAGGCUAAUGUGCAAUUAUUAGCUAAAACUAAAGGCUUUUAUCAUUAUUUUUUCACCCUAGAUUAGACAAUCUACUAAGUACUUAUCAAUACACCGAGUUGGAGUGAUAAUUGUGAAAAGAUUUUGGGGAAUGUGAAAUAGUGAGGGUGAGGUUUAAGGGCGGAAGUUGAAGGAAAAGGUUCAACUAGGGUUCCUACUAUUGUGCUUUUUUUUUUUUCUCUAUUGUUAGUGUUGUUUAUUUUUUCUUCGAGGCAACGAGGAAACACUGAGCAGAAUGGAAUGGGUGGAGAUAAUCGAGCCUCGAACCAAAGAGCACAUGUACGCCAAUCUGACGACCGGUGAAUGUGUCUGGGAUCCUCCACCGGGAGUUCAUGUGAAGAAGACAGACAACAAUCAAUGGUGGGAGUUGUUCGAUCAAAAUACCUCGAGAUUUUAUUAUUACAAUGCAACGUCACAGAAAACUGUGUGGCAUCGGCCAACAGACUGCGAUAUUAUCCCGUUGGCAAAACUUCAGACACUGAAGCAGAACACCGAGCCACCGAGUUGCGGUGCUAGUGGGGGUGAUAGCCAGGCAACAGAGUCGAGGAGAAAAGAGUCUGUAUCAACACAAACACAGACAACGUCUGUUGGAAGAUCUUCUAGAUAUGAUCAAGAUAAUGCAACACACUUGAGCAGUGGUAGUAAGCCUCGUACCUCAGGAAUAGGUAUCGACUCAAAAUUAUCACCGCAGUCUCCAUCUCCGUCAUCAAGACGUCCACACCACCACCAUCAUCAUCAUCACCACCAUCAGUACAAUAAUCGUCACUCCCAUCGUCACCAUGAUCAAACGAGCCACCAGCCAUCAUCCUCAUCAUCAGCCAGACGUCAUCACAAUCACUCCCAGGACUCUGGCCGCUCAAGUGACAGCUCAGUGUCACAUAGUCGUACAUCUUUGGAGUCAGGUGCUGCUUAUCGUCUUCUGGAAUCACCGCAUCGUCAUCACCAGCGAUCCAAUAUUCUUCAGCCUCCAUCAACAUCUGCUAAUCGAGGUUACAGCGCUGCUGGAAGCAGCAGCAGCACCGGUGGCUCCGUUAGUACUCUAGAAGCAAGAUCACAUAAGAGUGGUACGCUUGAGAGUAUUAAAAAUCAAAAAGGCGUACCCAUUUCUGGAGAACCACCACCACUUGGCUUGUCCUUGUCAACGAGCACUCCACUUUUUAAGAAAAAAACAUUUGGUGAACAUCCCAAUCAGAGAGAUGUCAGGGGAGGCAAUGCAGAAUCUGAAAGGAGCAGAAAUGGUCGUGAAAGCAGCAGAGGCUCUUAUGGCCCAGAGCCAAGUACCUCUCCCUAUCGAGAAUCGUCAAUGGAGCCACGUGCAUUCAGACAAGAAAUGCCGCCCUAUCGUCCACCAGAAAUUGCCCCACCCCACACUUCCAAAGCUCAAUCACAAAUCGACAAAUACGGAUCUCUGAUAGAAACGAGUAAUCGUUAUCAUCGUGAUCGUGACUCUUAUCACCGAGAUCGAGUGAACAGUUUGGAGAAGAGCAAUGCAUCGGGAUAUUACUCGGCUGGUGUUCAUUCUAGAAAUAUGAAUAAAACUGAUGUUCCUGGUAAUGUUUGUGGCAGCAAUAUUGGAAGUAUUGGGAGGAGGCAUCAUGGCUGUGCUGGUUCACUGUCUGAGGCGAAUGUCAGGGAGAUUUAUGGUGCAAUGCUAGCGGAGAGGAAUGAAGCGUCGAAAAGAGGAAAUCCACAUGGAAAUGUCACCAAGCAAAAAAGUUUGGAGGUCUCUGAGAGGUCUAGGGAUAAAGAAAGGGAUAGAGAGAAGGAGAGGGACGAGUUCGGACGUACAAAGUGCAAUAAUUUAAUGGAAAAUAGCCAACAGGCACUGGCGAGGAGUUACAGUUUUGUACAGCAGCAGAAAAUGCAACAGAUGAGGAGACGCGAGCGUGAUGAUGAUUCUAUGCAUGAGAGAUACCUAGUGGGACAGGUGCACGACCAACGGCACAGACUCGGAAGUAAUACCAGCAGUAGUAAUGAUAGCAACUCCAGUGGGAAUAGUGCUAUCUGUGAUGAACUAGGGGGGAAUAUUGAGGAGGAGGUUGACGAUAGGAAGAAGAGGAGUAAUGGAAAUCCCAGUCCACCUGCUUCACCUUAUUAUGGCAAUUUGUUGGUCGACGCUGAUCACUUAUUGCCUUUGCAGCAUUAUAUCCUGCAACAGGCUAAACUCUCUGGUUGUUAUAAAUUUGGUGAUCCUCUAUUAGCAGAGGAGGGCGAUGACUCGUUGGACGAGGAUGGUGGACGAGAGGUAGACGACAGUGGAGAGGGUGGUGGAAUUUCCGGUAGGGGUGAGGAUGACUCAGACGAUCAGUUUGCGGAUGACGAAGCUGCUAGUAAUCAGGGGGAUUCUUCCAGUCAAGAGUACCUGGAGGAUCACUAUGCCGAUUUGGGCAAUUAUGAUACAGCGGGUCUGGCAACGUACUACAAUACAGCAGAGACCCUUACAAGAUCGCAAGCAGCAAGUUCAGCUCAGGCGACUUUACCCUCAACAGCCCCUCUGGCCCCCUCUUUAACACCUCAACAAACCUCGACAAUUCCCUCAUCCCAUCCUGAAAUCCGAGAAACGAGUGCUGUCGGUUCCACCAGGCCAAUUUCCUUGCCCGCCUCCAAUGUAUUCACAAGCCUAGUCAAAAGUUAUGAUAUAGCUGAUGGAGAUGAUCACAGGAGAGACGACUCAACCAGUGGUGGAGACAUUGAAAAAUACGCGCAGGACAAUUUGAAUUUAAAUUGUGGAAGGCCGAAAGGACUGAGAUUGCUGUUCAGAAAAAAAUUCAGUGUCCGGGACAUUUUGAGUUGGACGAAGGAUCCGAUUCCCCGUCCGAUGCUCAACGUUGUCGAGGGUGAAAAAUUGUUGAAGAGAGAGGCCUGCAACUUGUUCAGACUUGUCCAAGUUUACAUGGGUGACAGAAAAGCGAAUGUAGGCAUGACAUUGGAUGGUGUUGCUACGGAAAUAGUCAAUACUGUUUUCUCAAAGCCACCCUUGAGGGAUGAGCUGUAUCUGCAGAUUUGCAGACAGACGACAGAAAAUCCGAGGAAAGAGAGCCUUAGACGAGGCUGGGAACUAAUGGCUGUGUGCCUUGCUUUUGUACCCCCUAGUGCCACCUUUGAGCCUUGUCUCGAGGGCUACAUGAAUCGACAUAGAGAUCCCAAUUUUCAGUUUCCUGAAGUCGCCAAGUGGCCGAUUCAUGUUCAAGUUAGUCAUUACGCUACCGUUGCUUGUCGAAGGCUACAGAGGAUUGGGGCACAUGGCAAGCGACAACCUAGGAAGGCAACAAUUGAGGACAUUGAUCAGGCUAGGCUCCAAAUAUUCCGCGCAUCGAUGUUUGGUGCAACCCUAUCAGAAGUAAUGGCACUCCAACGUGAUCGUUUUCCCCAACGAGAUCUCCCUUGGGUGCAGACAACGUUGACUCGUCAAGUCUUGGUGCGAGGAGGCACUCUCACGGAGGGAAUUUUCCGUGUGUCAGCGGACGCUGAUGAGGUCAGCGCGUUGAAGUCAUGUCUGGACAGAUUUGAGGAUGGUGGCUCUCUAGCUGCUUCUCAGGAUGCCCACGCACCUGCAUCGCUGCUGAAACUUUGGGUGCGAGAGCUCUACGAGCCACUUAUUCCGGACUCAUUCUAUGCUGAAUGUGUCUCGAUGAGACACGAUGAGUCUGAGGCUUCCGCUGCCGGUGCUGCUGCCAUUAUUGACAGACUUCCUGAUCUCAACCGUCGCGUAUUGUGUCACUUAAUGCGUUUCCUGCAGAUAUUUGCCAGAUCAGAAGUAGUCGCGCGAACUAAAAUGGAUGCCAAUAAUUUAGCAAUGGUAAUGGCACCAAAUAUAUUACGUUGUACCUCAGAGGACCCACGCGUUAUACUCGAAAAUGCAAGAAAAGAAAUGGCUUUUGUUCGCAUAUUGAUUGAGUCUCUGGACACAGCUUGGGUCGAUAAUCUUCACUAACCGUGCCAUCUUAAUUGAAAGAAAAAAAGAAAAUUAAUCAUUGCACUAGCUCCUUCUUCACUAUGCCAAAAAUAUUAAGAGAAACUUGAUUUUCGAUGAAAAAAUCCGCUGUAAAUUAUCACCCUUUAAUGUUAAUUCCUUUUUUUAAUUUUUUAUUUGUCGUUUAGUGUCGUAAUAAUUGUGUUCACGUGGAAGUUAUGAUUAAUAUAAAUAAAGAGUUGCCAUUCUUCUUCUGAAAUUAGUCUCAGAUCGCCUUGGCAAUUGAAAAAAAUGCGAUUAUACUAUUAGUAUAAAGUAAUGCUAUCGCCAAUUGAAAAUUAUC
Molecule: messenger RNA, 4791 nt
Organism: Fopius arisanus
Lineage: Eukaryota; Metazoa; Arthropoda; Insecta; Hymenoptera; Braconidae
Gene: RhoGAP93B
Product: MyTH4 and RhoGAP_KIAA1688 domain-containing protein RhoGAP93B
Exons: 11
Coding region: 771-4469 (1232 amino acids)
Biological process (GO): signal transduction
Cellular component (GO): cytoplasm; cytoskeleton
Molecular function (GO): GTPase activator activity; protein binding
Source: RefSeq, a predicted model, not a curated record